Habropoda laboriosa is the source of this 1300-nucleotide messenger RNA. It is a transcript of the gene Gint3, whose product is annotated as UBX domain-containing protein 6. Gene Ontology annotation, molecular function: protein binding. The transcript is spliced from 5 exons. The record is from RefSeq and is a predicted model, not a curated record. Lineage: Eukaryota; Metazoa; Arthropoda; Insecta; Hymenoptera; Apidae. The annotation marks the transcript as partial. Gene Ontology annotation, cellular component: cytoplasm.
AUCAAAACAAUUAACAACUAUGACGGAGAAAAUUAAAACAUUUUUCAAAAAAACAAAGUUAAAUGCAAAAUUUAUGAAUGCUGGCAAAGGAUACAAAUUAACAGAUUCAACAAGUACCACUCCAUCUACUUCAAUAGUAGAGCCAAGAAAAAGAAUAGAACCUACAGAAGAAGCUAAAAUUGCUGGUCAAGUUACUUUAGCAAGACUGGAAGCAAAGGAAUGUAAAGUAAAAAAAUGUAGAACAUCAUACCCAGCUAUUAAAGCACAAGUGAAACGAGAAUUAGAGCAAGAAGCACGAGAAAAUUCUGCACAGACAAAAGAAAAAACAGAAAAUAGAAUAGUGGAUGAGUCAUCAUUUGCUGUUAUUAAUAUAUAUUAUCGUUGUCCCUAUUUAUCUAAUGAGAUAUUAUUACAAGAUGAAUGGAAAGUAAAAAUAAAAGAAUUUUUAUAUGAAAAUUUGAAAGGAGAAGAACCAGGUUUAACAGCAUGUUUGAUUAUACAAAAUUGCAAUUCUAAGAAAGAAAAAAUUGAUGCUUGUAUUGAAACACUUGGAAAAUAUUUGGAAAAUAUUAUAAAUAAUCCAGAGGAAGAAAAGUAUAAAAAGAUUAGAAUGCAAAAUAAAAUAUUUCAAGAUAAAGUACUCCCAAUUGAAGGUGCAUUAGAUUAUUUAAUAGCUGCUGGUUUUCGGCAAAAGAAGUUAUUGAAUAAUGAUAAAGAGGAAGAUUUUUUAGUUUGGAGUGCUGAAAAUUGUAGUAUUGAAGAUGUUACCAUGUUAAUUGAGGCAUUAAAAACUGCGGAGCCCAUCCCACUUGAAUUAGAUAGAAAUCUCCAAGUAUUGCUACCUAUAGAAGCAAGAAAGAGAAGCGAAUUGCCACCGAAUUUUUUCAAUUUAACUCCUGAGGAAAUAACAAAAGAACAGCAACUUCGAACUAAAACUGUUGAAACAAACCAGAUGCUGAGGACAAAAGCUAUGAGAGAAAGAGAGGAAGAACAAAGGCUUAGAAAAUAUAAAUUUUCAUUGAUUCGUAUAAAAUUUCCAGAUAAUCUUAUCUUACAAGGAACGUUUUCAAUUCAUGAAAACUUUCAAAGUAUUAUCAAUUUUGUUAGUGAGAAUUUGAUUCAUUCUGAAAGACCUUUCAGCUUAAAAAGGUUGCCAGAGACUACAUUUUGUGAAGAUUCUUUUGACAAAACAUUACUGGAAUUGGGAUUAUUUCCUGCUGCUCUUUUGGUAUUUGUCUGGAAAAAUAAAUUAGAGGAAACAAAUUACAACGAAUCUGUAGGAUAUUUGAAAGAAGAAUUA